CUGCAAUUUGCAUUUAACGGACUCGCCGUGGGCGCGGUGUACGCCCUGUUGGCGCUAGGCUUCACCCUGGUCUACAGCACGGUAUGGUUCUUCGACCUCUAUUAUGGAGCCGCCGCCGCGCUCGGCGCGUACGGGGUGUUCUACCUGCGCACCGACCCGGCGUUAGGAAGUCGGCUCGACAUUAACAGCGUCCCUGUAAACGUUGUCUUCGGAGCGGUGGUAGCGGGUGUGGUCGCCUGGACGCUGUACACCGUACUGGAGCCUCGUUUAAGAGAACGGGCCAGCCCGACGGCCUUCCGCGCUGUCCUUGCGGUCGUUGCCGUCGCGAUGGGCAUUUACACCGCGGUAGUGCUGUCAUAUCCGGAACACCUGCAUCUGACCCUGAGCCCAGCGGUAGGACUGGCGACGGCGGUCGUUGCGAUCUCGGUCGCUCAACGAGCUGUCCGGACAGUGGUUGCAAGCGUCAGUUCGACGCGGGUUGCACUGGUCGCAGCCGUACCGGCGUCCACGUUGGGCGCCUGGUGCGGCUACCUGCUGACGAACGCUCCGGGAGCGGGCCUCUACCUGAGCUGGGCAGUUUCGUGCCUGCUGGCCGGCUGCGUGGGGCUGGCGCUGUACCGGGGCCUGUACGCGUACAUGCGAGAACGGGCACGGUCCCCGCUGAUCAUGCUGGUCGCGUCCCUCGGCAUCCUGCUAGCCAUCGCCGCACUGAUCGUCAUAGUGUUUCAGAGCGCUCCGCGGCCGUUGCCCGACGCCUUCGGCAGUACCCCAUGGAACAUCGCCGGCGCGCGCAUCAAGGGGUUCAACGUAUUUGCGAUCGGCGUCGCCCUCGCCGGUUUCGCCGGCAUGUGGUUCCUGCUAAAGAUGACCUCCUUCGGACGCGCGGUACGGGCCAUCGGCGACGAUGAAGAGGUCUCCAAGGUGGUCGGGAUAAACACCACCGUCAUCAUCGCCAUUGUGUUUUUCAUCGGAGCGGUCUACGCCGCGAUGGCGGGGAUCCUGACCGGCCACGACACGGCGGUGCAACCGCGCAUGGGCCUGCUGCUACUGCUGAAAGGCUGGAUUGCCUCAGUGGUCGGCGGCAUCGGCAAUCUCUACGGGGCCAUCGUGGGCGGAUUUGCGCUGGGGUUAGUGGAGCAGUUCGGCAUCUGGGACCUGGCAGGAGAAUGGAAGGACGCCAUAUCGUUCGUCCUGCUCAUCCUGUUCCUGUCGUUCUGGCCGCAGGGUCUGCUGCCGAGGAGGUGA
Molecule: messenger RNA, 1245 nt
Organism: Geodia barretti
Lineage: Eukaryota; Metazoa; Porifera; Demospongiae; Tetractinellida; Geodiidae
Source: the annotation of a GenBank genome assembly